AUGGCGGGGAAGAUGACCUUGUACAAGCUGGUGGUGUUGGGUGACGGAGGUGUGGGAAAGACCGCGUUAACCAUCCAGCUCUGUCUCAACCACUUCGUCGAGACGUACGACCCGACCAUCGAGGACUCGUACCGCAAGCAGGUGCAGAUCGACGGCCAGUCGUGCAUGCUGGAGGUGCUGGAUACCGCAGGCCAGGAGGAGUACACGGCGCUGCGGGACCAGUGGAUAAGAGACGGCGAGGGCUUCGUCCUGGUCUACAGCAUCUCGUCGCGCUCCUCGUUCGCACGCAUACAGAAGUUCCACCAUCAGAUACAACGCGUCAAGGAGUCCGCUCUGUCCAGCUCCCCCACCUACCCCGGCUCCCCCCUCAGCGCCACCUCCGCCGGCUCGGGAUCCUUCGGCCCUUCGCCCAUCAUGCUCGUCGGCAACAAGUGCGACCGCGUCACCGAGCGCGAGGUCUCCACCCAGGAGGGUAGCGCGCUGGCCAGGGAACUGGGAUGCGACUUCGUCGAGGCGUCUGCGAAAAAUUGCGUCAACGUGGAGAAGGCCUUCUACGACGUCGUGCGCCAGCUCCGCCGCCAACGCCAGCAGGCCGGCAGGAACUCCAAGAGCUCCGACCCCAAGGGAGGCAAGGGUGCCCGCACGCCCACCGCCGGUCCCCGAGGAGAUCGUCGCUACAGGGACGACAAGGGCGGCAGAGGAGGAAAGGAUCACAAGCCCAAGUGCGUCAUCCUCUAA
Messenger RNA from Lasiodiplodia theobromae, 738 nucleotides. Its product is annotated as Ras small monomeric GTPAse. Lineage: Eukaryota; Fungi; Ascomycota; Dothideomycetes; Botryosphaeriales; Botryosphaeriaceae. Gene Ontology annotation, cellular component: plasma membrane. The record is from RefSeq and is a predicted model, not a curated record. Bases 1 to 738 code for a protein of 245 amino acids. Gene Ontology annotation, biological process: signal transduction. The transcript is spliced from 2 exons. Gene Ontology annotation, molecular function: GDP binding; GTP binding; GTPase activity.